AUGGGCUUCACAGAGGAUCCGUACCAUCUCCCCCCCGAUAAGUUCCCUCUGUACACCUGGGAAUUGAAUGAAACGAGCACGAGAUGGGAUUAUCUCCGAGCCUCCCCCGAUGAAAGCACUCGCCGAAUCCACUGGACUAUCUGGUCCAUCCUGCUAUUUUUCGUGUCGGGUAUCAUCUUCCUGGUCUUUUUCUCGGUGAUCCUAUCUCCCAUUCGAAGGAAUUCGUUCAAUCUGUAUCUGGUAUACCUCAUGGUCCCCGAUUUGGUCUUCUCCUUUGGUUGCAUGAUCAUGUGCAUCCUCAACGCCACCAAGGGCGACUAUUGGAGCAUACCCAUGUGUUACGCUCAAUCCGUCAUUUUCAUUUUUGGCGUGGCCGGCAAUGCCUGGAUGAAUGCUGUCAUUGCCUACAAGCUCUACGAAAUGCUCUCCUUUUCCCAAGAUUUUCGGAGAUUCAAGCCGCCCACGCGAAAGCAAGUCACGCAGCAAGCUUUGGCUGUCUAUGCCUAUGCACUCUUUGUGGCUUCCUGGGGUGUCUACGAUACCGAUUGGUGGCCCCACAAAUCCAUGAUUAUGAAUGGGAAUGCCUGUGUACCGGUGGAAUACGACACGGCUUCGACCGUCUUUUUUUGGGUCGUCUUCACUCCUGCGGCCAUUGGAUUGCCCAUGAUAUACGUCUGUUACGUCCUAUUCACGGUAUGGCGGCGUGGAUUGAUGCCACCGGCAGGGCGAAGACGCACAAUAUCCAUAUACUUUUUUCGAUUGGCCGUCGUGUUUGCACUCUUGUGGUUCCCCGCUCUAUUUCUGUUGUAUAUGAUUGGACAUGUCGUACCCAAAUGGGGUGGAUGGAGCGGCGGGACUUGGUCACAUAUGCAAGGAGCCGUAUCGGCCAUUGUGAGUAUCAUGAAACCAGAUAUUCAUCAAGCCGUCAAAGAUUUGAGACUGAAUAUCAGCAGGGACGUGCAGGAACAGGCCGAGCAAGACACUUCCGACCAGUUGAAUCGUCUACCCGCUAUUACAGAUGCAGAGUCGACCAAGUCAGCACAACACGAGUCUGCAUUCGAACCGAAUGCUACGGAAGAAGCGCUGGGAAAGAAGACGGGAGACGAAGAAGGCCCAGUGUCACUAUUCGGCAGAACGACAACUACGUCUUGUAUCGGCAAUAGCACCAACGACGAAAAUGUUCAUCAAGAGCAGCAGGUCAAAGACGUUGACGACGACAACCGUAGCUGUCAUUCCGAACAGCUUGUUUGGGAUUCAGAAUGGGAAUGA
Seminavis robusta is the source of this 1269-nucleotide messenger RNA. Lineage: Eukaryota; Bacillariophyta; Bacillariophyceae; Naviculales; Naviculaceae. The record is from the annotation of a GenBank genome assembly.